Dentiscutata erythropus is the source of this 1551-nucleotide messenger RNA. NCBI's taxonomy places the organism in Eukaryota, Fungi, Glomeromycota, Glomeromycetes, Diversisporales, Gigasporaceae. The record is from the annotation of a GenBank genome assembly.
AUGUCAACUCCCAUUAUACUUGGUGACUUUAUACUUUUUGGCACUCCCGAAUUACUCAAGAAAAAGGGAAGCCCAUACACUGAUAAUAUUUGUUCCGCCGACCUCACUCUAUGGCAUGUUAAUGUUGAUCCUAGUGCAAUUGAUACUAUUGAUGAAAUGUUAGAUGACAAUAACAAAUUAACAGUGCCAGAAAAUACAGUUGGAGAAACUUUUUCUGACCUCAGUGGAAAAAAAAUUCGUGUUGUCAUCGGAACUCCUGUUGUUGAACAAGCUGAAUCUCUUAAGCGCCAAUAUUCGGUUAGCAACUAUGAUGAAGAACAGGAUAAAAACAUGAAGAAGAUCCGAACACACCCCUCUCCAUCAUCUUUUGCUCUCAUCAAAAAUUUGCAUGAAAAUCAAAGUCAAGCGCGAGAAUAUCUUAUUUACCACCCUUAUGGUUGCAUCAGCAUACCAUUGAUGUUAUAUAAUUAUGCUUUUACUUGUUUCAAAAACGACUUUAAUAACGAUAAUCUACCUAUAGAUAAAGAUCAUUAUAAAUGGACCCUCAAUUGCAUUAAAACCAUGGCAAAUUUUUAUUCAAAUGAGAAAUUUCGUCAACAAGAGUUUCAUGAAAGGAUGCGCGAAUUAUUUAACAAAGAUAUAAAGAUAAUCCAACUUGAUGAUGAAUCUUCAAAUGAUGGAGCUUUAGAAUUAGAUGUACAUUCAUUUACUAUAUUAUACCUCCAUAUUGAAAUUAAAAAUGAAAUUGGUACGGGUAAAUGUGAUCCAACUACUCAAGCAGCUGCCUUUUAUGCAAAAUUUUAUGCCCAAAAAAAGUAUGAAAAAAUACUUAAAGGGUGCAACAUGCCAUGCUUCAUUAUAGGCUUGGCUGGACCUUGGAUAUGCGUAUUAGGAGCCGUUUAUAUUGAAAAGCCACUUAUCGAACCUUUAACAAGCUUUGAACCUCUUAUCUUCACUAAUGAUCGAGUCCAUUUAGAGAAAAUAGCACGACUUUUCAUGGCUUUGCGCACGGGAUACAGGGUUGGAGAUUUUGUCUACAAGGAGAAACUUUUUGAUGAUCCACAAAAGCUCCUUUGGAAGGCUGAGACGAAAAGUGGUCAGACUAUCAUUGUUAAGUUUUCGCAUAUGUACAACGCUUAUGCACACAAUGUGUGCCAUGAAAUUGGAAAAGCUCCAGAAUUGUUCUUUGUUUCAAAAAUUAGUAAUGAAUUUAGUAUGAUAAUUAUGGAAUACGUUAAGGGCCAGAAACUAUACGAUUGUGAAGACUUGGAUUUUUCUACAUACAAAAAAAUUAUCAAUGACAUCGAAGUUGCCAUCUCUAACAUCUUAGUUAUUAAAGAUGACAGUAAAACUUAUCACGGGAUGUUGAUAGAUUUUGAUUGGGCUGGCGAGGAUAAUGUGGAAUGUUAUCCGUCCUUCAUGAAUCCUAAUAUUAAUUGGCCUUUGGGUGCUGAAGAUAAGAUGAAAUCAAAGAAGGAACAUGAUAUACAUUGGCUGAAAGUAUUGAAAGAUCAGUACCUGAAGAAUGAAGAUGAACCAUCUAAGUUUUGA